UCAAGUAGCCAUUUUGAUUUUAAGAGGCGUGAAUCUGCGCUUCAAAGGUUUUGUGUGUAUACGACAAUUUCAAUUCAAUUCAUAAAGCUGAAGAUUAAGAUUGUAGUUUUUCAUUUGUAGCGUAAUUUUAUGCCCGAAUAGGGGCACUUGCUAUUUUUUUGCUAAAAUUGGAGGUUUGGUCUACCAUCAUUGUAAGAAAGACACAUCGAUUCUAAUACCAUGAUUGAGCUCACCGUAAAAACACUUGAUUCUCAGAAUCAUCAAUUCACUGUUGAAGAUGAUAUUACAGUUGAACAAUUCAAAGCUCAGAUUGCAGAACAGGUAAACAUUCCAGCUGCAACUCAGAGAAUAAUAUACUGCGGAAGAGUAUUGCAAGAUGAAGCCAAAUUAUCAGAUUACGACGUGAAUGGCAAAGUAGUGCAUUUAGUCCAAAGAGCACCUCCAAAUGCAACUUCUAGAAAUCGGCCAGAUACUCCACAGCCAGAGGGUGCUAAUCGAGGUAGAGGCGGUUUUGUGGGAUUUGACAGGGUCGGGAAUGCUGUUUAUAUGGGCUCCAUGGACUUGCCAGAUGACUUCAUGGUUAAUUAUGGCCUUUUACCUUCCCGAGCCAGUCAAAGUUUGUCUGCAAGUAGACUCAAUGUUGCCAGAAGAAUGUUACGUAGGGCAGAAGGUGUUAUCCGCCUAUUAGAGAAUCCUAGAUUAACUCCAGAGCAGAAUCAAACAGAUGAGCCACAGGAAGAGGAGAUGACCCCAAUUAUCGAAGCUCGCGUCAUUGUUCCAAACAAUGCCGACCACCCUGUUGAUGAAAAUGCAGUGAUUGAUGCUGUAGAAAAUUCCAUUUUAAAUGUGAAUGCUGACACCACAGGUUUAGAUAGAACUGUUCAUGACAGUAUAGGCAGCAGUGUUGAAAAUAAUAUAGAGUUUGCAAAUAGAGACAACACUUUUAUACCAACUGUUUUCACUUCUACUCCCGUAUCUUCAACAGAAGACCUUGAACCCAGUGGCACUGCUGAAACGAGCCAAACGAGUGGAAGUGCUCCAUCUCAAAAUCUUUCCCCUAAUGCCAGAAGAAAUAGAAAUAACCGCGGUGGUACCAGAUGCAGAGAAAUGGCGGAGCUCAUAACACAGCUUAACCAACUUCAGGCCAGAUUUGCCCCAUUUCUAAGCAGAUAUCAAAGUUUUAUGCAGGAGGACCCUGAAAUUUCACCAGAGAAUUUGAACCAAACGCGCCUGUUGCUGAGGAGGGUAUCCCAAGUCCUGCAUUAUUUCAGCCACGCCUAUCACUUAUUCAGUGACAUCAUGGUUAGUGUUGAGAGUCCCCCACCUAGAUUGCUACGGUGUCAACCUAUUUUGAUUCAACAAUCUGCAGUUGUACAGGCAGGAAUUCCUAUACAGCUUGAGGCUCAAAUAAAUGUCUCGCCGUACAGAGCGAGCAAUGUCACUUCAGCUACACCCAAUGGGCAGCCCGCUCCGACAGCACCUCCAGAAAGUGGAAAUUCCACUGCUGCUCCGAAUCAGAAUGCCCAGCCCCAACCGCCUCAACCUCCACCUACAACCGGCCAGCCAAAUCUGGGAUUUGUCGGCCUUCCUUUUAUGCCUUCUGGCUCGACUAUGCGAGUAAUCACGACGGCACCCAUAGAAAUCAGAACGGUACGAGCUAACGCAGCAAGACAGCGACCGUCAAACAAUGGCGGUUCGACAGCACAACAGACGGCAACUCCCGCAUCUGGCAACAACGAACCUCAGCAGCAAACCCCGCCUCCUCAACAAACGCAACCGCAGCAUCCAUUCGGCGGCAACAACGUAGAAUUUUUCAUGGAAUUAAAUCCAGAUGGGCUGAGGGGAAACGCAAACGGUCCUCCGCAAGAAUUUUUACAAUCCAUCAUGCAGUUGGUUAAUGCUCAAAUGGGCGGGCGUUUAUUCCACGGUAAUGGCCCAGUUCAGCAGCAGCAGCAGCCUCAGACCACUACCACUGACUCCGGCGCGUCUUCCCAGCCAUCUCAAGCCGCCACAGCUGGACAAAAUUCGCAAGCCCGCGGCAAUACACAAACUCAUCCAACGACGGCCACCCACACUAUGUCGACGACAAGGCCGCACAUUCACAUGACGCAGCAAACGGUCCAGGGUGGAUUCGAUCCCUUCCUGCCUUGCUAUUCUCACCAUACGAGACCGUCGAGGGGGGGCUGGCCUCAGCGACCCAACCCAAACCGUCAAGAGACCGCCCCACCCCAGAACACUAAUCCGGGCCCGCAGCAAACUCAACAGACCAAUCGUCCGGAAGCGGCCGCCGCCAACGGAGCGAAUACCCAACAGCAACCGGGUCUUCAGAACAUAAUGGCAAGGAUGGAGGACGUUGUGCGUAGCACCCAAGAUUUUUUGGAAAUGAUGGCGGCCCAUCGGGCAGCUGAAGAGGUCGUUCGCCUCUUCACCGAACCGGGUGGCGCUGGCCGUGCGGAAGAUGGCGCGCAGCGAGAGAGUCAGGCACCAACAGGUACCCCUGCAGCCGGGCAAGGUGAAGCGGCUGCGGCGGCGCCGCCAUUGCCAAACGUGGUGACGUCAUUAUUGGGCGGUUUAGUAAGUGGGAACAUACCAGAUUCUUUAGGAGGAGUCAGUCCGACAUUAGAUCAAUUAUUACAAGUGUUUCACCAGUACGAUUUUGAUACCCAAGAAGACAGUCUCAUUUUGAAUUUAGUCAUGUUACUAAUCAGGAAUUUGCGACUGACUGACUUGAUAGUGAUUAACAGCGGAAACAUGACACCCCUCAACCGAAACAGAAGUUUAAUUCAAGAGUUCUUUGUCAGAGACGUUUGUCAAAAUGACACCAGCGAACAGGGUGUGGAGCGGGCCACUGAGAGAGUAGUAAAUGACUUAAGAAGUGUCGUUAACUCUAUCGGAUCUAUUCAAACGAGUAACAAUAUAAAUUUGACGAGUUCUAUAGAGAAGCUUUUGCGACAUCAUAUACCGUUAGUGAUAAUUUUGGCGAUAAAUUUAACUACUGACGAUGUCCAACCGCUGGUGAAUCAAUUGUGGACUGCAGCAAAACAGUUGCUCAGCCUUGUCCUGAACAGUAGUUCAAAUGGACAACAAGGAGUCGAGACUGUCUUUGAUGAGUUAAUGACACGCACUAUGACCGACAUCCCCGAGGAUAUGAGAAAUUGGACGAUUUCGAAUAGUAGAACUGUAUUACGCACCGUAAUAAACAACUUAAGUGUGCCUGCCUCAGAUGUAGAACAGUUCAUAGUGCGGGAUUCUCCAGUUGUAACUUCAGAAGACCAGCGUCCCGACAGAGUAGAGGCAAUGGAUCUGGAUUACGAAGUUGAAACAAGGGAAUCAAUUCCCGUGGAAGAAGUGGAAACCUUACCGAACGUAGUUUGGGGGUCUGAACCUUGGCACAGGCAAACCCCAGAGGAUUGGGUUCCAAUAAUUACGAGGGACGUCCAGAAACAGAGAAGGCAAAAUUCCCAACCUCCUUUUAGCGAUGCUUAUUUAUCAGGAAUGCCCAGCAAAAGAAGGAAACUGAUUAGCAGCUCAAAACCGUCAGGGAAUCUUUCAGAAGUUAUAACCGAGAGCGUUCGUCAAGCGGUCACGACUACCGGGUUGACAACAGUGGCACCAUUGGAGACCGUGGCCGUAGCUGCGGGAACGUCCACAGAUAUCCAAAACGCUUAUAGAACUUUGCUCCGGAACAGUGUGCAAGCGAAUCUGAGGGAUAACGAGGACUUUACCCCCGAGAGAUUUCCGAACGCGUCAAAUUACUUCAAUGGUACAUUACCAGAGUGAUUUUUAUUUUUCUUUAGAAAUAAUAAUCAAAAUAUAUACUUCAUAAUAA
This is a messenger RNA of Cylas formicarius (sweet potato weevil), 3829 nucleotides long. RefSeq names its product large proline-rich protein bag6-B. Gene Ontology annotation, molecular function: misfolded protein binding; polyubiquitin modification-dependent protein binding. The record is from RefSeq and is a predicted model, not a curated record. The transcript is spliced from 19 exons. Gene Ontology annotation, cellular component: BAT3 complex. The coding region runs from base 220 to 3780 and encodes 1186 amino acids. NCBI's taxonomy places the organism in Eukaryota, Metazoa, Arthropoda, Insecta, Coleoptera, Brentidae.